AAAGGCGUUUCUGCUCCCACCACCAAGCUUGACGGGAAAAAUCUCCGAAUUGCUAUUGUCCACACUCGCUGGAACCACACUCUCGUUCAGAAUUUGUACAAAUGUGUUCAUGACACCUUAAUCAACAAGUACAAUGUUCGUCCUGAGAACGUGUUCACCGACACUGUUUCCGGUGCAUACGAGCUUCCUAUGGCCGCCAAGCAACUUAUUGACCUUUCAAAGGCCCAGGCUUCCGAGACUGCCAGUGACUUGCUCGGCUCUCCUUCCCCUCAACAGCCCAAGCCCGGAAAGAAGACUGGUCCUUUUGAUGCUGUUAUUUGCAUUGGUCUGGUUAUCAAGGGCUCAACAGCUCAUUUUGAGUACAUUUGCGACGCUGUAACCCACGGUAUUAUGCGUGUACAACUCGACACUGGCGUACCUGUCAUGUUUGGUGUCUUGACCUGCUACAACGACGAGCAGGCUAUUGCCAGAUCAAGCACCGAGGAAGGUUUCCACCAUGCAGAGGAGUGGGCUGCUGCCGCUGUCGAAUCGGCU
Molecule: messenger RNA, 534 nt
Organism: Phycomyces blakesleeanus NRRL 1555(-)
Lineage: Eukaryota; Fungi; Mucoromycota; Mucoromycetes; Mucorales; Phycomycetaceae
Exons: 2
Biological process (GO): riboflavin biosynthetic process
Cellular component (GO): intracellular anatomical structure; riboflavin synthase complex
Molecular function (GO): 6,7-dimethyl-8-ribityllumazine synthase activity
Source: RefSeq, a predicted model, not a curated record